AUGGCUCCGAGUACUUUCGACGACGGAAACUCUCUCUUCAACUUCGUCGUCCGCGACGGAUACGGCGUGAAAGGCCUCGUCGACCUAGGCGUUUCAAAUGUGCCGGAGCGGUACGUGCAGCCGCCGAAGGAGCGGAUAGAGAAGUCAAGUGCCAAGUCUCUCGAGGCUUCACCGGUCGAUCUGUCGAAAUUGGACGGCCCUGAUCACGACAACGUGGCAGCGGAGAUUGUCCGCGCCGCGGAGAGUCUAGGGUUCUUCCAGGUAGUCAACCACGGCGUGCCUUUGGAGCUCCUCGCGUCGCUUAAAGCGGCUGCGUUUCGGUUUUUUGAGCAGAAGCCGGAGAAUAAGGCGCUUUUCCGAAAAGGCGCAAGCCCUAGCCCUAACGUGAAGUAUGGGACAAGCUUUGCACCGGAGAAAGAGAAGGCCUUAGAGUGGAAGGACUAUAUCAGUAUGGUUUAUACCACUGAUGAUGAUGCUCUUAAAUUUUGGCCUGAAAUUUGCAAGGAAGUUUCUCUUGAGUAUCUAAAGACAUCACUAGACAUGGUGAAGAGACUACUCAAAGUUCUAAUUUCCAACCUUAAAAUGACGGUGGAGGACUCAGAAAUUGAAGCUCUCAUCGGUCUCAAAAUGGUUAACAUGAAUUUCUAUCCGGCGUGCCCUAAUCCUGACCUCACCGUCGGCGUGGGCCGCCACUCCGACAUGGGCACCCUGACUGUGUUACUUCAAGAUGGAAUUGGUGGUCUGUACGUUAAAGUUGAAGAAGACAUGGAUGCUGUGAAGAAAGGAGAGUGGAUAGAGAUUCCUCCUAUCUCCGGUGCUUUAGUUAUCAAUGUUGGUGACACUUUGCAGAUACUGAGCAAUGGAAGGUACAAAAGUGCUGAACACAGGGUGCGUACGACAAGUACACAAUCGAGAGUGUCAAUCCCAAUAUUCACAAUCCCAAAACCAAUUCAGAAGAUUGGACCACUGCCUCAGGUGGUGCAGAGCGAUGGAGUUGCUCACUACAGGGAGGUUGUGUUUGGAGAUUACAUGAACAACUUCUUUGGAAAUGCACAUGAUGGAAAGAAGUCUCUUGAUUUUGCCAAGAUAUAG
Molecule: messenger RNA, 1092 nt
Organism: Morus notabilis
Lineage: Eukaryota; Viridiplantae; Streptophyta; Magnoliopsida; Rosales; Moraceae
Product: feruloyl CoA ortho-hydroxylase 1
Exons: 3
Coding region: 1-1092 (363 amino acids)
Source: RefSeq, a predicted model, not a curated record